CCCGGAAUAGCAGCCCUAUUUACACCUAUUUGGAUCCGGAGCUGUCUGGAUUUGGCUGGACACGGACGCGUCACCUUUUCGACUUCACUCCUGCCUCACUUGCGUUUUCUCAUGGUCGUCCGCUCACAAUCGUCUGCUGCUGGCGUCCUUGCUUUGCUCUCAGAGCCGGAUGCUGUCUUCAAGCAACAUGCUCUCAAGGCACUCAAUCCUUUGGUUCCCCGUUUUUGGGCUGAAAUUUCGGAGCACAUUGCGCUAAUAGAAUCUCUAUAUGAGAGCGACGACCUUCCCAAAGACGCACGCGCCUCCGCCGCCCUCCUUGCCAGCAAAGUAUAUUACUUCCUCGGAGAAUAUGACGAAUCCCUCUCGUUUGCACUCGGUGCUGGAAACAACGCGUUCGAAAGCGAGGCUCGUGCGCAAGGGUCUGAGGAAUACGUUGAGACGGUUGUUUCCAAAGCCAUUGACCGUUACAUACAACUACGCACCGAGGAACAGAGCAAUAGCAAAGCCGGGAAGAUUGAUCCCCGUCUUCAGGAUAUCAUCGAAGGUAUAUUCAGUCGUUGUAUUGAGGAUGGAGAAUACAAACAGGCUAUCGGUAUUGCCCUUGAAUCGCGUCGUCUCGACGUCGUGGAACACAUAUACAAACAUACAAACGAUGUCUCCCUGUUGUCAUAUGCGAUGGAGGCAGCUUUGGAUACUGGAUUUUCGCUGUCGUACCGGGACCAAGUCUUGCGGUUCCUCUUCCCUCUAUUCCCUCAAUCUUCCACCGAUGGAUCCCAUGUACACACCUUGACCCGACUUCUUAUCACUCUUGGUGACUCUGCUUUGACCAUACCGCUUUUCAAGUCAAUGGUACCAUCAAAUAAACUCCUAGCGUACCAGUUGGCUUUCGACCUGGUAGAAGGAGGUGCGCGCGACUAUCUGGAAAGCAUAAGGAGCGACCUUCCUGAGGGCCAAUCAGAAUCAAAGGAGAUUUAUGACAAGAUACGAAGCAUACUAACAGGCCAAGAAUCCGUCAAGAUAUAUCUUGAAUUCUUGAAGCGAAACAACAAGGUGGAUUUGCUGAUAUUGAAGAACACCAAAGAUGUUCUGGAGUCACGGUCUUCGAUAUACCAUACCGCUCUUACCUUGCAGAAUGCAUUCAUGCACGCCGGUACAACGUCAGAUCUUUUCCUGCGGGAGAACUUGGAGUGGCUAGGAUUAGCGUCAAACUGGUCCAAAUUUUCCGCGACGGCAGGUCUUGGUGUCAUCCACAAAGGUUACUUUGAACAGGGAAUGACGAUCCUUGGUCCAUACCUGCCUCAAGGUGGAGGUGAGAGUACCAUGCAGGGAGCUGCGUACUCUGAAGGUGGUGCACUGUAUGCUCUGGGUCUGAUCAGUGCCGGAUGUGGAAGCUCGGUCACCGAUUACCUUCGCGAGACGCUACGCUCCGCUCAGGGUGAAGUUGUGCAACAUGGUGCCGCACUCGGUCUCGGUAUCGCGGCAAUGGGAUCCAAGAACGCGGAGACUUUCGAAGACCUCAAGUCUGUCUUGUUUAUGGAUUCGGCGGUUGCUGGAGAGGCUUCAGGAUAUGCAAUGGGUCUAAUCAUGCUGGGGACGGCAGCUGCGGACCCGGUCUCCGAAAUGCUCACCUACGCCCGGGAGACACAUCAUGAGAAGAUUAUUCGUGGUCUAGCAAUCGGCGUCGCCUUUGUUUACUAUGGUCGUCAGGAAGAAGCUGAUAGUACAAUCAAGUUGCUUCUGGCAGAAAAAGACCCUAUCCUUCGCUACGGAGGAGUAUACACCUUGGCCCUUGCCUACGCCGGAACGGCGAACAAUGACGCGGUUCGCCGUUUGCUUCACAUCGCUGUGUCGGAUGUCUCCGACGAUGUUCGAAGAGCGGCUGUAACUUCCCUCGCAUUCCUAUUAUUCAAAAACCCUAGCCAGGUGCCUCGAAUCGUGCAACUGUUGAGUGAAAGUUACAACCCCCACGUUCGAUGUGGUGCUACUCUCGCAUUGGGAAUUGCUUGUGCGGGAACUGGGCUUCAAGACGCUGUCGAGAUUUUAGAACCCAUGACACGGGAUAGUGUAGAUUUUGUUCGACAGGGCGCAUUCAUUGCUCUGGGCAUGAUCCUUGUAGAGCAGUCGGAUGCGUCGUCGCCAUCUCUUGCGUCCACUCGUUCACUGUACACUAAAGUGGUUUCCGACAAGCACGAGGACCCUGUCGCACGAUUUGGUGCUGCUAUUGGGCAGGGUCUCAUUGACGCUGGUGGUAGGAACGUCACUAUCAGCCUACUGAGUCGUGCUGGAAGCCGAAACACCAAUGCAAUUGUUGGCAUGGUCAUGUUCUGUCAGUUCUGGUACUGGUACCCGUUAGCUCAUUGUGCUUGCUUGGCCUUUGAACCUACUGGUAUUAUUGGUCUCAACGCUGAUCUUAAGGUGCCGAAAUUCGAGUUCGUGUCGAAUGCCCGACCGAGCCUGUUCGCUUAUCCCGCAGCAGCGAAACCGCCUAAGAAAGAGGCGGCGGCUAAAGUUGCGACGGCGGUGCUGUCCACAACCGCAAAAGUGAAGGCACGGGAAAAGAGGAAGGCCGCUGCUGAGGGUGAUGCGAUGGACACUGACGAAACGAAGAAAGAAGGUGAUGGAGAUGUUGAAAUGAAAACAGAGGAUUCGCCAGCCAAAGGCGGCGAUAUCUCUCCUAUCAACGGUUCAAUGUCCAAUCUUGCAGAUGACAGCAAGGCUUCAACGCAACCUACUGUCACGCCUACACCCACUACGAAAUCGCGAAAAUCGGAGCCAUCUUCUGAGAUGCUGCCUAAUUUCUCGCGUGUCACCCCUGCACAACUUUCCUACAUAACAUUCCCAAGCGAUGGGCGAUACCAGCCGGUUAGAGCUGUUUCUUCCAAGACGAUCAAGGCUGGAAAGGGAAGUAAAGUAUCGAGCUCUGGCGUCGGUUCGUAUUCAGGAGGUGGAGGAAUCCUUCUGCUAGCAGAUCUACGGCCUGAUGAGGAGGGCGAAUUCAUUGACUUUGAACCUCCCGUGGAGGCUGCUCCUGCUGAGCCCGUUCCUGCGGUGGGUAACGGUAACGCGGUUGGCGCGGUGCCUACAGGUCGUCAUAUCGCACUAGACGAGAGUGCUCCAGAAGCAGAUCCACCAGAAUCGUUUGAGUAUCCCUUUGACAAUGAUACGUGAGAAUGGAUUGAUCGUAGAAGACAGUAUUUUUAAUCAUCGUGCGCUGUAAUGAGCUUCGUAAAUUAUGUCAGCAG
Molecule: messenger RNA, 3242 nt
Organism: Desarmillaria tabescens
Lineage: Eukaryota; Fungi; Basidiomycota; Agaricomycetes; Agaricales; Physalacriaceae
Product: armadillo-type protein
Exons: 10
Coding region: 112-3168 (1018 amino acids)
Biological process (GO): proteasome-mediated ubiquitin-dependent protein catabolic process; regulation of protein catabolic process
Cellular component (GO): proteasome storage granule; nucleus; proteasome complex
Molecular function (GO): enzyme regulator activity
Source: RefSeq, a predicted model, not a curated record